Molecule: messenger RNA, 3202 nt
Organism: Gigantopelta aegis
Lineage: Eukaryota; Metazoa; Mollusca; Gastropoda; Neomphalida; Peltospiridae
Product: vascular endothelial growth factor receptor 2-like
Exons: 10
Coding region: 1-2625 (874 amino acids)
Biological process (GO): multicellular organism development; protein phosphorylation; cell surface receptor protein tyrosine kinase signaling pathway
Cellular component (GO): signaling receptor complex
Molecular function (GO): ATP binding; transmembrane receptor protein tyrosine kinase activity
Source: RefSeq, a predicted model, not a curated record
AUGUCUGUUUAUGUUGCCGUGUUUUCUGUCCGAUCUCUUGUUGUUUCACUUAACAUCUCAACCGUAGAUAUUGAAAAUUUGCAUCCAGAAAAAGAUUAUGGAAUUCAGGUGGUUACAGUGUACAAGGAGAAUGAUACAAAGGAGACAGCCUGGGAUGAAGCAGUCAUCCAUAUGUUCACCAUGCCUGAACAAAAAGAAAGUGACACUAAGAUCCAAACAGUUUUCAUCGUUUUGUCGGUGGUAGCAGCAGCCAUCCUUAUCAGUCCUAUGAUAGUUUAUCUAGUACGAAAGAGACAAAAGAAACUCCUCCCAUACCUUGAAGACAGAGGACGGACACCAAGCCCGUACAGACACUACACAGAACAUGGAUCCAGAGGAUUCAGACUGGACACCUCAUCUCUGCUCACCUCUUCUGUUGUGCCAGACAAGUGGGAGUUACCACAUAGCUGUCUCAGAUUUGGACAUGUGUUGGGUACUGGUGCAUUUGGCCAGGUGGUCAAAGGGCAGGUAACUUCUACCAUGCUACUGCACCGUGGAGUUCCCCUUCCUGCAUCAAAAGACCACAAUGGGAUAUAUGUCACAGUGGCCAUUAAAUGUUUACAAGAAGGUUGUGAGAACAGCUACCGUAUAGACUUUCUUCAGGAGAUAGCUCUGAUGAAGAACAUUGGCCACCACAUCAACGUGGUCAGCAUGCUGGGGUGCUGUACCCUGCGCGACCCCAUCUGCCUCGUGGUGGAACACAUGCCAUGUGGGGACCUACUCCACUACCUCAAGAACAUUCGACACACAUUACUGGAGCAAGAAAGUGGGUGUGUUGGUGAUGAAACUGGAAAAGCUGUGAAGCUGACAUCCUUGGAUUUGUUAUCAUUUGCCCGGCAAAUUGCUAAAGGAAUGGAAUUUCUGUCAAAUAAGGGGUUUGUUCAUCGUGAUCUAGCAGCACGUAACAUUCUUGUUGGUGAGAACAAGACCCUGAAAAUUGGCGAUUUCGGUUUGACUCGAUACAUCUACGAUGAUAAGGUGUAUGUCAACCAGCGGGGUGGCAAGCUCCCACUCAAGUGGAUGUCCAUUGAGGCAAUAUUUGAACGUACAUACUCCACAGCUAGUGAUAUAUGGUCGUAUGGAAUUGUUUUGUUUGAGAUUGUCACAUUUGGUGGGACUCCAUAUCCUAUAUUUCCAAACCGAGAUUUGCUCACAGAACUUCGACAGGGCUACCGGAUGGAGAAACCUGACAACUGUUCAGAUGAGAUAUACCAGAUGAUGUUGAAUUGCUGGAAAGAAAAUCCGCGAUCUCGGCCUGAUUUCACACAGCUUUGUCUGCAGAUUGAAUCCAUGAUGCAAAACUGUACAGACAUCAACUACCUGGAUCUAGAAUUGGACCUAAACCGAGAUUACUAUACAGCUGAGAGCGAGUCAGAUGAGGAGGGGACAUCUCAAGGAGAGGAUGAGUUGAAUGAAGAGUCUGAAACUGAUCACGAGAAGAACCAGCUGGAGGAUGUAAGAAAAGAAUCAGAGGUUGUGAAAGGAGACAGAUCUGCUUUGAGACAGAAGGUUGUAAAAGGAGAGCAGGAGAUUAUGGAAGGAGAGAUGGAGGUUGUGAAAGAAGACAGAUCUGCUUUGAAACAGGAGGUUGUAACAGGAGAACAUGAGGUUGUAAAAGGAGAGCCAGACAUUGUGAAAAAAAGCAAAUCUGCUUUGAAACAAGAUGUUGUGAAAGGAGAGCAGGAGGUUGUGAAAGUAGAGUCAGAUGUUGUGAAAGAAGAGAUAUCUACUUUGAGGCAGAAGGAUCAGGAGGUUACUUGUUGUUUAGACCUUGGAGCAUCUGAUGAAGUAUCAACAACUUCAGAAGAUAAACAUAUAAACACUAACCCAAAUGAAGAAAAUGUCAACAGGAACAUAUCUGAAACAGAAAACUUCUCAAAUGUUUAUGAUUCUGCAAUAAUGUCAGAUGCUGUGCCAAGCUUAGUUUGUGCUCAUAAUGAAAAUGUUGCAAGUGAAGAUACUAAUGUUUGUUUUACAUCCAUAUCAAAUGAAGAUGUCUUAGUUAGAAAUCCAAAGCCUAUCUUUUCCAUCUUUUCGAACAUAAAGGACUACACCGUACCUAUUGUGAAGGAGCCAGAAAGUACUGUACGUGACUGCAGCAGUCACAUUAAUUUAAAACAAGACGGUGAACUGGCAACAGUUAGUGAAAGCAGUGAUUCAAAUAUUGAGCAGGAUUUGGAUGAUGUGUUCACGGAUGAGGAUGGAAAUAAUUGUGAAUUUCUGUACACUUUAGAACCAGCAAGGAAUGCAAUCUGUGAACAUCUUAAUCUGUCCUCAGAUGCUAUGUCUGACAUGCAAACAGUCUCUUUGUCUUCUGUGACAAGCACACAGUAUUUGAUAUCUGAAAGUGAUGAGCAUUUCCCAAGGACUGAAUCUCUGGUGUCAAUAACAAGCACUGAUUCAGGUUUCCCCCAUAGUCCUGUACAGAGGGAUAACACUUGCUAUGCUUUAGGAAUACAAGUUUGUGGUAAAUACAAGAAAGCUGCUAGAAACCGGUUAUACAGUUCUGGCAAAGUUUGGCAAAAACUGAAAAGAAAGCAUAGAGUGUUCCAUGUUUCUGAAUGUUUUCCAUCCAUAGCUCAUUGAUACUGAAAGAGUGACAGAAUGUUUAAAAUCAUGUUAUUUUCUUGUUGGAUAACUACUUCAAAUUGAUAUGUGCAAAAUGAUGAUUAAGUACUGGGCAAUAUUUUCCAAAGUGACCUUAGAGCUAAGAUAACUAUCUUGUGCACUUAAGGUGAUCUUAGUGCUAUGAUCAUUUCAUAAAAAAAAUGGAGUCCAGGUCAUUGAAAGAAUAAAAAAACAGGUAUAUUUUCAAUCAGAAGUGAAAACAUGUAUAUUUUCAAUCAGAGGAGAAAACGUAUAUUUUCAAUCAGAGGAGAAAACAUAUAUUUUCAAUCAGAAGAAAAAACAUAUAUUUUCAAUCAGAGGAGAAAACGUAUAUUUUCAAUCAGAAGAAAAAACUUAUAUUUUCAAUCAGAGGAGAAAAGGUAUAUUUUCAAUCAGAAGAAAAAACAUAUAUUUUCAAUCAGAAGAAAAAACGUAUAUUUUCAAUCAGAAACUUUGACUAAGUUGAAACCAAAGAAAAAUUAUAUUUGCAAUCAAACGUUUUUACUGAAUUUGUCAUGAUACAAUAUUUUAUCUUUGUAAUAUAUCAGAUAAAAUA